AUGACUGCUGUAGGCCUUCCUCCUUACCGGACCCUGCUGCCAUUAUUAUUAUGGGUAGUGUGUGAGGUUUUGGUGGGGACAUCUGACUCGGAAAGAUGUGUGUACCUGGACCACGCACGACACCUUGAUACUGUGGGUCUCUCCCAGGAUGGAGAUGUGGUCAUUGGUGCACUUAUCAGUUUCUAUGUGCUGCCACCGACCUUUGACCUGAGCUUCACCAAACACCCCUACCUGCCGCCCUGCUCUGAAUUUCAGGAAAGUCCCGUGCAGUGGGCUCAGGCCGUUGUCUUUGCUGUGGAGGAGAUUAACAGAAAUUCUUUUUUGUUGCCGGGGAUUCGACUGGGCUACCGUAUCGUGGAUACCUGCACACGCUAUCCUUAUAGCCUGAGAGCAGGGAUGUCCAUGAUCAGUGGAGGGAACGGCACAUGUGAGACCACCCGACCUGCCAAAAUUCUCCUUGGAGACUCAGAUUCAACACAGUCUAUUAUAAUGUCGAGAGUUCUGACCCCACUGCAUUUUCCACUGAUUAGCUACCUGUCUACAUGUGUGUGUCUCAGUAACAGACGUGAGUAUCCUAAUUUCUUUCGCACAAUCCCGAGUGACAUGUAUCAGGCGCGGACCAUGGCCCAGAUGGCCAAACGUUUUGGCUGGACCUGGGUUGGUGCUGUGGUGGCAGACAGCGACUAUGGGCUCCAAGCAUUGCAGGCAUUUCGAGAUGAGAUAAAAGGUACUGGCAUCUGCCUUGCUUUUGUUAGCACUCUUCUCCGUGAAAAACUGGCAAAAGACGUUGACCAUGCAGUGAAGAUGGUGCAGAGCUCAUCUGCUCGAGUGAUCAUGGUAUUUGCUUGGUAUAUGGAUGUGGAGGUGUUUCUUACUGAACUAGUUCGCAGAAAUGUGACAGACCACCAGUUUCUUGCCAGUGAGAUUUGGAGUACUAGUAGCCUUCUCUUGAGCAACCCUGUGCUAACCACCAUUGCUCAAGGCACAUUAGGAGUGGCUAUUAGGAGUGCACCGAUUCCUGGAUUUGAGAAACACCUGCAAGAGCUCCAUCCCAGUCGGUAUCCUCAAGACACAAUCCUGAGAGUGUUAUGGGAAAGGACAUUUGGCUGCAGCCCAGUGCUGAACAACAUGGUAGUCUCCCAGAGUGGCUUACCACCAUGCAGUGGGAAGGAGAGUCUAAAGGAUGUUCAGAAUAGUUUUACAGAUGUAUCCAACUUAAGGGUCACUUACAAUGCGUAUCUGGCUGUUUAUGCUGCUGCAUAUGCGCUGCACUCACUGCUGCAGUGCACUGCACCUGACAGUUCUGACCCCACCAUGGCCCCAGGCUGCUCAUCUCCAGACAUCAUCACUGCACAACAGCUCUUAGAGAACCUAAAGCUGCUCAAUUUUACAACUCAGCUUGGAGAGAAGUUUUAUUUUCAAGAUGGAGAGAUUCCAGCUGUCUAUGACAUAGUGAAUUGGCAGAGAGAUCCUGGAGGAGCCUUGCAAUAUGUCCUCGUUGGCCGAUUGGAGGGGUCUAACCUCAUGAUUAACGAAUCUGCAAUCAGCUGGACAGAAAACUCAAGCAAGGUGCCUGUGUCUGUGUGCACUGUUGAAUGCCCCCCAGGGACACGCAAAGCUGUAAGGCAGGGGGUGCCAGUCUGCUGCUUUGACUGCCUCCCCUGCGCUGAGGGCGAAUUCAGCAAUGACACAGGCUCACUAGAAUGUCAUCAUUGCCCUCCAGAAUUCUGGUCCAACAGUCACAGGACUGCAUGUAUACCGCGUGAGGUCGAGUACCUCUCCUUUAAUGAGACAAUGGGGAUCACCUUGACGACUGUUGCUGUGUGCGGUGCCAUGAUGACAGCAGCUGUGGUUGUGGUUUUUGUGUACCACAGGCAGACUCCUAUCGUCAAAGCCAAUAACUCAGAGCUGAGCUUCCUGCUCCUGGUGUCACUCAAACUCUGCUUUCUGUGUUCACUGGUGUUUGUGGGUCAGCCCUCAUUAUGGUCAUGCAGACUACAGCAAGCAGCGUUUGGGAUCAGUUUUGUUCUCUGCAUCUCGUGCAUCCUGGUGAAAACCAUUGUGGUUCUGGUGGCAUUCCGUUCAGCUAGACCUGGAUCUGCAGCCCUUAUAAAGUGGUUUGGCCCAGGGCAACAAAGAGGAAGUGUUCUGUUCUUUACCUGUAUUCAGGUGAUUAUUUGUGCUGUAUGGUUGUCCCUCAGUCCCCCCUUUCCUCACCGCAACUUAAGGAUUCAAGGGUCGAAGAUCAUCUUAGAGUGCAUGGUGGGGUCAGUAACAGGCUUCUCACUGGUUUUAGGCUACAUUGGUCUUUUAGCUGCUGUUUGCUUCCUACUAGCAUUCUUUGCCCGAAAACUUCCAGAUAAUUUUAAUGAAGCAAAAUUCAUCACUUUCAGCAUGCUGAUCUUCUGUGCUGUGUGGAUCACCUUCGUUCCAGCAUACAUCAGCUCACCAGGAAAAUACAGUGUCGCUAUAGAGAUAUUUGCCAUCCUGGCUUCCAGUUUUGGUCUCCUUAUCUGUAUAUUUGCUCCAAAAUGUUACAUUAUUUUAUUAAAACCAGAAAACAACAGCAAGAAAUUUCUCAUGGGAAAACCACAAUAG
This is a messenger RNA of Clarias gariepinus (North African catfish), 2598 nucleotides long. RefSeq names its product extracellular calcium-sensing receptor-like. The record is from RefSeq and is a predicted model, not a curated record. Gene Ontology annotation, cellular component: membrane. NCBI's taxonomy places the organism in Eukaryota, Metazoa, Chordata, Actinopteri, Siluriformes, Clariidae. The transcript has 6 exons. Gene Ontology annotation, biological process: G protein-coupled receptor signaling pathway. Gene Ontology annotation, molecular function: G protein-coupled receptor activity. The coding region runs from base 1 to 2598 and encodes 865 amino acids.